Amoebophrya sp. A25 is the source of this 1247-nucleotide messenger RNA. The record is from the annotation of a GenBank genome assembly. NCBI's taxonomy places the organism in Eukaryota, Dinophyceae, Syndiniales, Amoebophryaceae.
AUCCGUCAAAAUUUGCGAAUAUAGAAGAUUCAUGAUCGACGAUAUUUUGUUUUUGUGGUCCGGUAUUAUUAGUUCUAAAUGUACCAGAGAGGGAGGCCCCCCCUGUGGAUGGAGCGGCGGCGACGUCCGCGCGCCCUUUUUUUCGCGGUGGUGACAUGUAAGGACUCACGGGGGCGAAGGCCUCAAAAAGCGAAGCCGGAGGCCCCUGGCGGCUCUCCGCAUGUACCCCACAGGCGUCCCGACACUUGGGCCCUAUCAGGGGGACGGCCUCCGGGGGGAGAAGGGCGCCCCCGAAGGCGGCCGCGGUCGCGAGGCCUGGCUCCUUUGGCCCUCAUGGGGGGCAGCAGGUGGCAAACUCCUCCGGUGAGGAGCCCGCACACGGGAGGUCUGUGGGGUACAUGCAACACGGCAAGAGGGUCAUGCCUUGCCAACUGCUGCCCUCGGAGGCCCUCCACCCCCCAAGGGGUUCCCCCAGUGAGGAGCCCGCACCCGGGAUAUUGGUAAGGUACAUGCAACACGGCAAGGCGGUCAAGCCUUGCCACUUGCUGCCCUCGGAGGUCCUCCACCUCCCCCGGGGCUCCCCCAGUGAGAAGCCCGCACCCGGGAGAUCUGUAGGGUACACACACCACGGCAAGGGGUGGCAAGUCUUGCCACCUCUGCCGCCUUCGGAAGCCUUCCACCCCCGGCCGUCGGUGCUUGAACCGCCUCAGGGGCUUGGGCUCUGUAGGGUACACGCACGAAGCCGCGAGGGCUCGAAGGUGGGCGUUUGGAGGCCUUUCCGCCCGGCAGUCUCUCGAAAAAAAGGGCCCGGGGCUGGAGGCCCCUCCCCUCAAAAAGUUGCAUCGGGGGAACCUUCCGCCUGGAGCCCUGGGGCUUACUUAUGAUGUAUAUCCUCGGGUUAGUUUUCCUUUUCGUGUUCAGUUGUGCUUCAUAUUGCGCCACAAACUAGAAGCUCUGCGAAUCAUUUAACAAAUCUAAAUCAAGGAGCCUGGACGAGUUCGUUGAAAAUGGCAGAACUUGAUGUUGUGGCCAAAGGAACAGACAAUUCUGAUUCUGGAUAAUAAAGUUCGUGGUGGUGUUAAUAGAUUGAAGUUGAUGAAAUUCUUUUCUGCUGAACUGGUCAUAACUUGGAAAAAAAUGAAACUACAGUAUAAUCGUGAUUUUCUUGCUUGGCUUAUGCUAGGCGCGAAAAUGUAACAAUCGACGGUCUACUGCGUGCUGCGACACGACCGGUUUUUAUGUGGUAC